UGUUUACUGACAAUUAUCACACCUAAAAUAAGAAAUAAUAUUCUGGACUUUUAGCAGCUAGUUCUCAGCUGUAAACCAUAAACAUCAUAGGGUUCUGUGUGCUAAUCAGUCUGAAUCAAAAUGAGUUCUACCCAAUACACAGUGAACAACAACAAUCUGUGCUAAAAUAAUCUGAAAUGUUCUGUGCAGGAAUGUACAUUUUAAAAUACAAUAAAAUACAUUAAGCAGCACUCUGUACAUUUAAUUAUAAACCUGAGAACAAUAAUAAACAGGAACAAUACUCCAUAUUCUUCAGUCAAAUACAAUAAAAUACAACUGUAAUUUUAUUUCAGGACUCGGUUAUUAAAUGUCAGAACAAUCCAUGAGACUCUAAAAACUGAACAGCUUUAUAAACUCUAAGACUAAACUCUCCACAAGGAUCCAAAAGAAAUUGGACUUCUACAUGAGAGCUUUAGUUAUUCUUCAUCUACUUCCUGAAAAGUUUGCUCAAUAAAAAAAGACAAAAACUCAUAUUUUCAGCUGAACUAAAGACAGACUUUGUGAUUUUUCUGCUCACAUGUUGUGUUGUUCAAAACUUACUCUUUCAACCCCUGAAAACCAGCGUUUGUCCUGUUUUUGUGUCACUCCUAAACAGCCGGUUGUAAUGUUUUCUGAUCAACACGCCAUACUGUGAUGUUUUUACAGUCAAGGUUCUACUAUGGAACCAGUCUGACAUGUUCAGGUGUUCUUUGUGUGAAAACUCAGAGAUUUCAGGGAUCAGAAGGUGGUUUUCAACUUUCUGCUUGGUGUCAUCAGGAACACCUGAGCAGCUCAGUGUCUUCCUGCUUUAUGUCUGCAGUCAAACAUUUCCUCUGCUUCUCUUCACUGAACCGGGUUUGGCUCCGUUGCUUUAGUUUGUUCUUUAGGCGUUGGCUUGCAGCUUCCAGCAGUAAAAUCCUCUUUAAUGUGUUUCUUGGUGUGUUUUAGGGCUUUGUACUGGAUAGUUGUCUUGGUAAAUGUGGUUCUUUAGCCACAGUUAGCACAUGGUGCUAAUGUGUGCAGUGAUUAGUGGGUUUGGUGCAGCUGAGUUGUGUCUUUAUCUUGGCUGUAGUGAGUCUUUAGAGGUUUUUGGUUGUUUGUGAACCAACGUUGGUUGUCCAGAAGGUAAGAGUUCCUGUCCUGAUUCUCUGUUUAAAGAGCUUCUCUGGUAGGCUGCAGGAGACUUUAGCGUUUGGGUUGUGCUAGUUUGGUUUUUGUACGGUUUCAUUUGGACGACUAUCUUGAGGCCCCUCCAUGUGGUUUAGUGAGGUUUUCUGGAACAGUUCUACAAAGCAACCUGCAGCAGAAGAGACUUUGAGAGUUUUUAGGAAGUUCUGGAGAGCAGACUUUAGAGCAGCACAAACAUUUGUCAGCAGUUUGAGCAGGAGAAGGUGAGCUUCAGAGUAGAAAUGAGAAGGAAACCUUGUUGACCCGUGUGGUGAGGUCCUGUACCAAGAGUUUGAGCAGGUUGUGAAGAGUCUGUAGUUCUUUGGUCUGAAAGCACCAGAAGAGGAGAAAACAGGAGAUAUUGUUGGUUCUUCUGUUGCUCUGCAGUUUCCUUAGACUGAAUAUCAAGUUUCUAUUGUAAAUGAUUUACUGUGUGAGCCCAAGAAGACUUCAAUAAACUCCCUCCAUCCCCUGAACACAACACAUUUUAUUAUGUAAAUUUUUUAAAAGAAAUAUGUUUUUGAGUUUUAAUCUUAGUUUUAAUCAGUUUUUUCUCUUUGCUUGUUUAGUUCUGUCAUCUGUGUCAAAGGUUCUAAACAAAUAAAGUUGAAUUGAUAAACUGACUAACAGCAUGAAGACACUUUUCACUACCAUACUCCAUUAAGACAUUUUCCACUGACAUACAACAGCCACAGUGAAUGUCAAAAGCACAAAGAGGAAGAGUCCAGUUGUGAAGGGGCCACUACCAGUAGUGUGGUGGGUUCAACCACUGAACGCUGUCUGGGACAAAGCUGAGACGUGAGUUUGAUUCCCACCAUAGCUGUCGGUCCUGGAGCAUACAGAGAUCUCACAGCAAAAAAUAGAUGAUAAAUGUCAAAAAAAAGAAAACAUCAGUAUCUGAGUGAGUAGCUCAGAGGGAUAAGAAGAGAGACUACCAAGUGGAAGGUAGAAGGAUCAAGACCCACCAUUUAAGAAGGGUCUGGUGUUGAACCAGCAACCUGCAGCUCCAUAGGCAAACCCUUAACUCACUGAGCUACAGAUCAGAUAAAAAGAAAUAAACUCGUCGUCCCUUUGACAAACUUUAUUCUUGUCGUCGUGGAACUGCAGGAUUUAAAACUCUUCCUUCUAUUUGACCUCAUGUUUAUUAGUUUUAGUGCAGAAAGUUAUUUUAAUUGUCCAUUAGUCUGUUAAAAACCAAAUAAUAAAUUGGAUUAGUCAAGAGGUUUAAAUUUCUUACUUUGUCAUAUUUUAAAAAUGACAAAAAAAUAUAAAAUAAAGCAUCUUGAGACAGUUUGACCUGUAAUUUGUGUUCUAUAAAUAAAACUGAAUUUAAAUUGUAUGUAUCUUGUAAUGUUGGAGGAAUUCAGACAUAUAUGUUGGAAAACACAUUUUCUUUGUCCAUUAAUCUGUUGAUUGUUUUCUCCACUAAUUCAUUUCUUGUUUUGGUUUAUAAAAUGUCAAACCCAAAUAUAUUCAGUUUACUGUCAUAAAAACAAAAAGAUUUACAUUCAUGAUGCAGGAAUCAGGCAGUUUUUAACUUUUUAUCUUAGUUUAGUCACAAAGAUCGUUGAUAAUGUGUGAAUUGUUGCAGCUUGUGAGCCGUAGAAGGUUUUAAUGUUUGGGGCCGAGUGUCAGAAAACAUUCAGAAACCAACAUCAACAAAAUAAAGAUUUAAACAUCAUUAAAGGGAAAUCCAACUUUUGCAUGACAAUGUCUAAUUAAAGGACAUUUAUUUCCAACGUAAAUGUGUGAUAUUCAUCCUCUGGAGCUUCUCUUCACAUCGUCUUCCACCUGGACUGGUUUGGUCGGGAGCAUGAGCAACAAACAUGAAAAACUGCACUUUAACAUCAAUGAAUGACACUGAAGUUUAAUCUCUACAUAAAUGAGACUGAGUCUGGAUGUGCUGCUCUGUCAUUAACUCCUAAGUUUAGGGAAAGUUCAAACUAAAGAGGAGAGUUCAGAGAAGACUGGAGAAUGAGCUGAUUAGGGUUAGGGUUAGGGUUAGACCUCCUGAUUCCUUGUUCGGUUCUUUGAGUUUCUACUUUGGAACCUGAAUCGUCUUCAUAUAGGAAAUCCUUUACGAUUACACUUUUUGGUUUGAGAUGAAUUGAUCCUAAGGUUUUGGCCAAUCACAGGGACCCGUGCCCACCUCAGGCUCCCUCCUAUUGGCCUAAAUUUGGGCUGCAGCAGAGUGUGAGGAUUAAGGCAGCUUUUCGGGCGCUGGUGUUCAUGUGGAGUCCAGCAGUCUAAACGUGGAGCAGGGAUUAGGACGGAGGCAGUGUGAAGGUGAUGGAGGGGGUUUCCACUGCUUUUUAUACCCUCGUCUCCCAAAGGAGCUCAGGGAGUCACUUUACGCCGGCGGUAUUUUUAGAACCCAGAGGAGCUGCUGGUCCACCUCGCUGCAUUCCUGCUGGAUCAGUUCCAUUUACAUCCCGUCAUCGAUGGAGCUUUAUGGACCAUCUCCGUCUCCAGCGUGACUCGUUGGACUGAGGUCUCCUCCUGGGUGUAUGUCUUUAAGUGCUCAGACGUUGAUUAGACAUGUUGAAGGUUUUACUGGGUCUCUUUUUAGCCUCCUCCUCCUCCUUCUCCUCCUCUUCCCAGCAGGGUGGAGUCUAGCAGCUGAUCUACUCGCUUUCAGGGUCAACCUCCGGCGUUCGACGUUGAUCCUGCUUCUCCUUCCAGAGGAGGCUUCCAAAGCCUUCGUCUGGUUCGUUCUCCUGCGUCUGAGCUUCCAGAUUCCAGCAUCUUGCUUUGGUUCUUGGAUCUGAGGAUGACCGAUAAGCCGGCCGUGGCGGCGGGCGGUGAUGAUGCGGGCGGCAUCAUGGCACUGCUGGAGCGCGUGGCGGGCCUCAUGGACGGUGUCCAGGCCACGCAGCAGCGCAUGGAGGAGCGGCAGCUGGAGCUGGAGAGCACGGUGAAGACCAUCCAGGCCGACGUGGUGAAGCUGACCAGCGACCACGCCAACACCAGCUCCACUGUGGACCGGCUGCUGGAGAAGACCCGCAAGGUCAGCCGCCACAUCAAGGACGUCAGGGUGCGGGUGGAGAACCAGAACGUCCGAGUGAAGAAGGUGGAGGCCACGCAGGGCGACCUCCUGGCCAAGAACAAGUUCAGGGUGGUCAUCUAUCAGGGCGAUCAGGAAGUGAAGGCCGUCUCACCGGCCAAUGAGCCGGCAGAAGCCAGCGGCGGCCCCAGAACCAGAGCCGAGGUGGAACCGGACAAGUUCGAGCUUCCUCCGGAGUCGGACGAGGAGUACAUGGUGGUGGAGGAGGCCGACUCCUCGGCAGCCGGACGCAUGAAGAAGUCGGGGCUGACGCGCAUCGAGAGCUUCAAGGCCACCUUCUCCAAGGAGAACAUGAGCAAGACCCGCGAGAACCUGGGAACCAAGGUCAACAAACUGGGGGAGCGCAUCGUGACGGCCGAGAGGCGCGAGAAGAUCCGCCAGUCCGGAGAGAGGCUGAAGCAGUCCGGUGAGCGUCUCAAGGACACCAUCACCAAGAGCGUCCCGGCCAAACUCAACCUGAAGAAGGAGAGGACUGUGGCGGAGGGCCAGGAGGGAGCUGAGGCCGCUGAGGGAGCCCUGCCCGUCCCUCCUCCUAAGGGCCGCAAGGCCAGCCCGGGGGCCGCCGCCGCCGCCGCCGAGGGCAAAGCAGAGGAGUCCGAGGUGCCGAUGUAUGACAUGAAGCAGCUAUCGUAAGCUGGACAUCUGAGGCGCUUUCUUUGGACCUGUGAGACCACAAAGAGUCGGUGAAGAAGAUGAACGUUUGUUUGAACACUGCUGAAGGAAGGGAGCCAAUCCAAGCUGAACAUCGAGGAGACCACCAACACAUCCUGAUCGCCCAUUUCUGACGCAGUUAUGUGUGCUUCUGGACGUUUCUUAUCACAUCAGCAACAUAUAUUUAGUCCUUUUUGUUUUGUGUUCAAUAAACAGUGACUCUGGAAAACACAUGAGCGGUGUUCAGAACUUCUCCACCAGCUUCUCACUGCUGUUCACUGGUUUGCAUGUUGAUGAGGUUGAAAUGCUGGAUGACGAAGUUUUAGCGACUCGACGGGACGUUUCAGAAAUGUUGGUAAAAAGCGAUUAAAGGUUUAAUUCUCUGACAUCACUGGAUGGAAAACGUGGAGGCAGCAGUCAGAACGGAGGUUCAACCAGACCAGUAGGAACUAGAACAGGAUCUGUUCCAUCACAGUCCAGGUCCUGGGUUGGUCUUUCAGUACAUGAGGAUCCAUGAGGUCCAUCAACUCCUGCUAGCAGCAACAUCAAACCAACGCUGGAUCAGUGAAAGGUUAAACACUGUUCUUAGCUGACUACAUUAUUCAUCAAUAAUCGGUAAACACAAAUAAAGUGGGCAGUGGACACUUCUCCAGAUGCUGAAGUCAAAAUUUCUAACCAUUUCUGUGAAACCAGUUUGGUUACUUUACCUCCUCGAUUGUAGGAAGCUGUCUGGUCAACAACAGAUGACCUGCAUGAGUUCUGGUUGGAAGUCAUUAACCCUCAUAGGAGUCUCUGUCAUGGUGCCCCUUGUCUAUUCUUUAACAUGAAAUAAACGCGGUGGAGACAAUUCCCCAUACGCUGAAAUCACUCGAUCUAACCAUGGACACAUAUCAGUUACCAUAAAGCUAGUUUGGCUAAAUUAGCCACUCAGUUAAAGGAACACUUUUUGUAGGAAACAACAGUUUGUCAUGAACUCUGUAGUUCUGGUUGGAGGUCAUUAAGUAGAACAUUAGUCUUUGUCAUGGUGCCUGUUGCUGCUAAACUCAUCCAGGUUCUGGUGAUUGUAGGAGCUUCAGUAGAAACCAACCAGACUUCUCUGGAAGACGUUUCUAGAAACAUCGUCCAGAGAAGUCUGGUUGGUUUUUGCUACAGUUCAUGUUAAAUCCUCUCUGCUUUAACAUGAACUGCAGUCUGAGUGACGCCUCCUCUGGUCUCCACAGGACUAAACAGGAAGAGGCUCCACCUGCUGGAACAACCAGGAAUUACAGCUGAUCUACAUUUACUGACAUCAGGACCUUCUCCUUCCUAAAAUAUUGUGUUUUUGUCAUUUUGUUUUGUUUUUAUCCUUUUGUGUCUGGUUUUUGUCAUUGCAUCUCGUUUUUGUCAUUUUGUGUUUUGUUUUGCGUCUCAUUUUGUACCUUUUGUUUCAUUUUUCUCAUUUGUUUCUCGUUUUUGUUGUUAUGUGUCUUGUUUGUGUCGUUUUGUGUUUACUGACAUCAUGACCUUAUUGGUUAACGUGUCUUUAUGUGAUUCAACUCUUAACGCUAAUUAUUAGAUCAUCGCUAACAUCAUUUUCAGACAGAGCCAUGCUAGCAGAUUCUAUGGGUGUCUUUAUGCUAAACUAACAUCAGAGGGUCAAAGUAACAUUUAACCGACCACUAAACGGCAGCAGCAGACAUGGCCACCAGGUACGACACGUUCUCUGACACGCAUGACCUUCUUCUUCUGUGUGGAUCGAAUGGAACAUGGUUUCAUGAGCAACGGCAUAAUCGAUCAAUAAUCAACCGAUUGGUCAUUAACAUCCCCAGUGUGUGGAGUUUAUGGAGGCCCUAAAAGAUGGAGAACCCUCAAAACCUCCCAACACUUUGUUGGGAUUUUACCAAACAACAUUACUACGGAUGCUCUGUUAGGUUUUAGUGUGUCUGUAGGGGGCAGUGUUGUUCUGGAAGAUGUUCGCUGGUUUCCCGUUUUCCACUGAGCUGACUGACGAGGUUUUCCUUCGUUUAUUCUGUGAGGAGACUUUGCUGUUUGACUGCAUGGCUGUUUGUCAUAAUGAAGAGAAUAAAAGUUGACUUGAAUCAUUUCUGGAA
Acanthochromis polyacanthus (spiny chromis) is the source of this 6990-nucleotide messenger RNA. It is a transcript of the gene cavin4b, whose product is annotated as caveolae associated protein 4b. Gene Ontology annotation, biological process: regulation of gene expression. The record is from RefSeq and is a predicted model, not a curated record. The transcript has 2 exons. NCBI's taxonomy places the organism in Eukaryota, Metazoa, Chordata, Actinopteri, Pomacentridae. Bases 3956 to 4882 code for a protein of 308 amino acids. Gene Ontology annotation, cellular component: cytoplasm; caveola.